AUGGGGCUCCGGUCCAGGACCGUCGCUAGCGGCUCGGAGGAGCAGAAGAAGGCUUCCGGCGCUGCUCCCGGGGACUUAUUGGACCAAGGCACCGGGGGAGCGGACAAGGAUGGCGCCCUGCUGCUGGUGGCUCAGGGCCGGGAUGACUUCAAGCGAGGCUCUCAGGGCAUCGGCAUCGGGCUGCUGGCCAAGACCCCCCUGAGCUACACCCGGCCGGUCAAGAGGAAUAACAUCCGUAAGAGGAGGAUCCAGAACCUGAUCUACGACGCGCUGGAGAGGCCGAGAGGAUGGGCGCUGCUCUACCACGCGUUCGUGUUUUUAAUCGUCCUGGGCUGUUUGAUUCUGGCCAUUCUGACAACAUUCAGGGAACAUGAGAAGGUGUCUGCACACUGGCUGGUUAUACUGGAAACCUUCGCCAUCUUCAUCUUCGGGGCAGAGUUUGCGCUGAGGAUCUGGGCGGCGGGAUGCUGCUGUCGCUACAAAGGAUGGAGGGGGAGGCUGAAGUUCGCUCGUAAACCCCUGUGUAUUUUAGACAUCUUCGUGCUGAUUGCCUCGGUGCCUGUGGUGGCGGUGCGUAACCAGGGUAAUGUGUUGGCCACGUCCCUGCGCAGCCUGCGCUUCCUGCAGAUCCUGCGGAUGUUGCGCAUGGACCGGAGAGGAGGUACCUGGAAACUGCUGGGCUCCGCCAUCUACGCACACAGUAAGGAGCUGAUCACAGCCUGGUACAUCGGCUUCCUGUCUCUGAUCCUGGCGUCUUUCCUGGUCUACCUGGUGGAGAAGGACGACGUCUCCAUGGAUAUCCCAGGAAACCAGGAAAACCCCGCCGCUCAGCCCAAACCGCAAGACUUCGACACCUACGCCGACGCUCUGUGGUGGGGGCUGAUCACCCUGACCACCAUCGGUUACGGGGACAAAACCCCAAAGACCUGGGCUGGGAGACUGUUAGCCGGCACUUUUGCUCUGAUCGGAGUGUCCUUCUUCGCUUUGCCUGCAGGGAUCUUGGGUUCAGGCUUGGCUCUGAAGGUCCAGGAGCAGCACAGACAGAAGCACUUUGAGAAGCGCAGACAUCCAGCCGCCGGGCUCAUCCAGUCUGCCUGGCGAUAUUAUUCCACCAAUCCAAUCAGGGAAGACCUUAUUGCCACAUGGAGAUUUUAUGAAACAGUCAUCUCUCUUCCCUGUUUCAGGAAGGAACACUUGGAGGUCAUGGCGAGCCAAAAACUGAGUUUACUGGAGCGUGUUCGCCUUCCCAACGCCAGACCAUCGGUUGGGAUGGGCAAGAAGCUCACAGGUAAUGCCGACUCCAUCGAGGAAAGUCCCUCUAAGGAGCCCAAACCUGCCGGCUUCAGUAACCGGGAACGCUUCCGCACCGCCUUCCGCAUGAAGGCCUACACACUCCGCCAGAGCUCUGAAGAUGCUGGAGCUCUAGCAGAUCCAGCCUUAGAGGAGCGGGGCUUCCCCCCGGACAUCCUCCUGGAGGAGAUGAUCCCCACACUGAAACUGGUCAUCAGGGCAGUCAGGAUCAUGCAAUUCCUCCUGAACAAGAAGAGGUUUAAGGAAACUCUGAGGCCUUAUGAUGUCAAAGACGUGAUUGAGCAGUACUCUGCUGGACACCUGGACAUGCUCUGCAGAAUUAAAUACCUCCAGACAAGGAUUGACAUGAUUCUUGCCCCUGGACCCCCCCUCACUCCGAAACACAAGAAAACUCAGAAAACGCCCUUUGCCUACCCGCCCAAUCAGUCGCCCAGGCAUGAGUCCUACCUAGCCAAAGCCGCCUCCAUGCCAGAUGCCGAAGACCAAAGCAUGAUGGGUAGAUUUGUCAGGGUGGAGAGACAGGUGGAGGACAUGGAGAAGAAGCUGGACUUCCUGGUGGACAUGCACAUCCAGCACACUGAGCACCUGCAGGUGGACUCAGCCGGUGGUGCCCACAUGACUCUGGAGACCUGCGAUCCUACUGGGAACGGUGAGAUCAGACGGGUUUUCUUCAACUACUCGGAGGCGUUCCCACACAUGUCGUACCAGAUGCCUGUCAGCAAGGUGAAUCCAUAUUAUGGCAGGGGUGGAAGAGGAGGCGGAGAGGGGGUGGGGUUAGGCGGAGGAAGCCGUGAACCUCCAGAUCAUCAACCCCUGCCAUCACACCCCUACCAACACCACCCUCCAGCUGCCAUCCCCACCUACACCGAGCGCCCCACGGUGUUGCCCAUCAGCUCCCUGCAGGACUUGUCAGCGGGGCUGGGCAGGACCACAGGGGGGCGGGGGGCUGACUCGCCUCUCUCCAUGCUGUCGGUGAACCACGAGGAGCUGGAGCGCUCGCCGAGCGGGUUCAGCAUCUCUGGGGAGCGGGAGGGGGAGGAAGGGGAGGACCUGUCCAUGGGGGCCAGGGUGGCAACCGGGGACACCAGCUGGACGAGACCCAGACCGAGCUACCUGGCCGAGGGGGAGACGGACACGGACACGGACCCUUUCACACCCAGUGGGGGGCCCCUGCCGCUUUCCUCCACAGGGGAGGGAUUCGGUGACGCUGUGUGGAACACGCCACCCUGA
Messenger RNA from Toxotes jaculatrix (banded archerfish), 2541 nucleotides. It is a transcript of the gene kcnq3, whose product is annotated as potassium voltage-gated channel, KQT-like subfamily, member 3. The coding region runs from base 1 to 2541 and encodes 846 amino acids. The transcript has 15 exons. The record is from RefSeq and is a predicted model, not a curated record. Lineage: Eukaryota; Metazoa; Chordata; Actinopteri; Toxotidae. Gene Ontology annotation, biological process: transmembrane transport; potassium ion transport. Gene Ontology annotation, molecular function: voltage-gated potassium channel activity. Gene Ontology annotation, cellular component: membrane.